AUGGCGUUAGGCGCUAUAGCUGAUGAGUAUUUUCGGACCAUGAAUCCCCUGGCUUCUAAAAUAUACGAAGAUAUAACGGAGACUAAAAACGCUUACGAAAAUAUUUGGAAUACGCUUACGGAAAAAGAAAAGGCGGAAAUAAUAAACGAAUCUAUAAUAAAUCCAGAUAUAGCUAAUAAAUAUGCUUUAUUAGACUCACUGGAUUUCGAUAUAAACGACCCACCGGUUCAGAAAGAUAAUUUAAUGUCUUUCUUUGGCCGUGAGCAUGGUUUGAAAAUAAUUCAAGAUGAAAACACGUCUUAUAGAGAUGAACACUCUGCGCCCUUCCUCUAUCAGACGAAAAGUCAGUUAAAUCUGUGCAUUUUGAGCGAGCACAGAGUUACGAAGGAAGUGAAAUGCACAUCACCACCACCGAUUAUGACUGAGUUAGCUUUAUCUCAUUCAAAAGUCGUGAACGAACUAAAAAACGCUCUCAAAUCUCACGACGUACUCAAAAGUACGUAUAAAGAGAAAAAAGAUGACCGAGAAGUGUCUCAAACGGGUUUCAUAAGUAAAUUUAUAGGUAAUUUUAAAACUAAGGAUGAGGAGAGAGAAUGCCUGGUGCCGUCCUUGCCGGUAACACAAAUCGUUGCAUCAUCGGAGAACUUCUUUAGAACAAAUUUCAAAAGUCCGUCGAAUGAAUGUAAAUUUGAUAAGGAGUAUCGGAAUAGUGUCGCCAAAUCUAGUAACGAUUUGUCUGAAGAGAAUCGUGGUCUUCUAUCUUCAAGUCAAGCUUCUUCAUCAGAUUUCCCAUCAACGGACACUUUGACAGAGACUUUACCCAAGACCGGGUAUGAUUUUCUAGAUAAUUGGUAA
Messenger RNA from Danaus chrysippus (African queen), 855 nucleotides. NCBI's taxonomy places the organism in Eukaryota, Metazoa, Arthropoda, Insecta, Lepidoptera, Nymphalidae. The record is from the annotation of a GenBank genome assembly.